Messenger RNA from Mastomys coucha (southern multimammate mouse), 1979 nucleotides. RefSeq names its product phosphoglucomutase 2 (gene Pgm2). The record is from RefSeq and is a predicted model, not a curated record. The transcript has 14 exons. Gene Ontology annotation, biological process: carbohydrate metabolic process; purine ribonucleoside salvage. Bases 51 to 1913 code for a protein of 620 amino acids. Lineage: Eukaryota; Metazoa; Chordata; Mammalia; Rodentia; Muridae. Gene Ontology annotation, molecular function: magnesium ion binding; phosphopentomutase activity.
CCGCCAGAAGGGUGACCCGGCCUUCUCCGCCGGGUUGUGACUGCGGCGGGAUGGCGGCGGCGACUGCGACACAGGCACCGGCUCCGGAAGGCAGUGGCUUGGGCAUGGACGCGCGACUGGAGCAGGAGACCGCGCAGUGGCUGCGUUGGGAUCGGAAUCCUUUAACUUCAGAGGCAGUGAAACAGCUCAUUGCUGAAGGUAAUAAAGAAGAGCUGCAGAAAUGCUUUGGGGCCCGGAUGGAGUUCGGGACAGCUGGCCUCCGAGCGCCUAUGGGAGCAGGGAUUUCUCGAAUGAAUGACCUGACUAUCAUCCAGACCACACAGGGAUUUUGCAGGUACCUGGAAAAGCAGUUCAGUGACCUGAAGCAGAGGGGCGUGGUGAUCAGCUUCGAUGCCAGAGCUCACCCUGCCAGCGGAGGCAGCAGCAGAAGGUUUGCCCGGCUGGCUGCGACUGCAUUUAUCACCCAGGGGGUUCCUGUGUACCUCUUCUCUGAUAUAACCCCAACCCCCUUUGUGCCUUACACAGUGUCACACCUGAAACUCUGUGCCGGAAUCAUGAUCACUGCCUCCCACAAUCCAAAGCAGGACAAUGGCUAUAAGGUCUACUGGGACAACGGAGCUCAGAUCAUCUCUCCACACGACCGAGGCAUUUCUCAGGCCAUUGAGGAAAAUCUAGAGCCCUGGCCUCAGGCUUGGGACGAGUCUUUGAUUGACAGUAGUUCUCUUCUUCACAACCCCAGUGCGUCCAUCGGUAAUGACUACUUUGAAGACCUUAAAAAAUACUGUUUUCACAGGAUGGUGAACAGGGAGAGCAAGGUGAAGUUCGUGCACACCUCUGUCCAUGGUGUGGGUCAUGAGUUUGUGCAGUUGGCCUUCAAGGCUUUUGACCUUGCGCCUCCUGAAGCUGUUCCCCAGCAGAAAGACCCGGAUCCCGAGUUCCCCACUGUCAAAUACCCGAAUCCUGAGGAGGGUAAAGGUGUCUUGACUUUAUCUUUUGCAUUGGCUGACAAAAUCAAGGCCAAAAUCGUCUUAGCCAAUGACCCAGAUGCUGACAGACUUGCUGUGGCUGAGAAGCAAGACAGUGGUGAGUGGAGAGUGUUCUCAGGCAAUGAGCUGGGAGCCCUCCUGGGAUGGUGGCUCUUCACUUCCUGGAAAGAAAAGAACCAAGAUCAAAGUAACCUCAAAGACACAUACAUGUUGUCCAGCACCGUUUCUUCCAAAAUCUUGCGGGCCAUAGCCUUAAAGGAGGGCUUUCAUUUCGAGGAAACAUUAACUGGCUUCAAGUGGAUGGGAAACAGAGCCAAACAGCUAGUAGACCAGGGGAAGACUGUCCUAUUUGCAUUUGAAGAAGCUAUUGGAUACAUGUGUUGUCCCUUUGUUCUGGACAAGGAUGGCGUCAGUGCUGCUGUUAUAUGUGCAGAGCUGGCGAGCUUUCUAGCAGCCAAGAAUUUGUCUUUAUCCCAGCAGCUAAAGGCCAUCUAUGUGGAGUAUGGCUACCAUAUUACCACAGCUUCAUAUUUUAUCUGCCAUGAUCAGGGCACAAUUCAGAAAUUAUUCGGAAACCUGAGAAACUAUGAUGGGAAGAAUAAUUACCCCAAAACGUGUGGCAAGUUUGAAAUUUCGGCUAUCAGGGAUCUUACCACUGGCUAUGAUGCUAGUCAGCCUGAUAAGAAAGCUGUUCUUCCUACCAGUAAAAGCAGCCAAAUGAUCACCUUCACCUUUGCUAAUGGAGGUGUAGCCACCAUGCGGACCAGUGGGACAGAGCCCAAAAUCAAGUACUAUGCAGAGCUGUGUGCUCCCCCUGGCAACAGUGAUCCGGAACAGCUGAAAAAGGAACUAGAUGAGCUAGUCGGUGCCAUUGAAGAACAUUUUUUCCAGCCACAAAAGUAUAACCUACAGCCAAAAGCAGAAUAAAACAUUCCAAUGCUGGAUACGAUUGAAUUUACCUCCAAUUAAUGAACUUGAAUUUUAAAGCAAUAU